UCAACAACUCCCGGCUCCGCGCCGCCAGGUACGCCGGGUCUCGUUCCAGUUCGGCGUCGCGCUCCCGGCCGUCGUAAUUCAAAAUUGGCGUGCGCGAUCCGUUUCGCAGGCUCUCGACGGCGGUCGCGCAGCACUGGACGUGCUCGAGCGAGUGCCGGAGGUGGGCGCCGACGGACGCGCCGAUCGCAGGGCACGCGUCCGCGAAGGCCGCGGCGCCGCACGAGUCGAGUACAGCUUCGGCUAUGAGGCCGUGGCGCUCGAGACACGCCGAGAGGGCGGCGACUUCCGGUGUCGUGCUCCAGCCGGACAGCCGUCUCGUUCGCCACCGCUGUGGCGUCGCGAAGCGCUUCGCGGCUCGGUACAUGAUUGCUCGCAGGCUGGCGCUGGCACAAUGGGCAGCUCAGCGCUCGAGGAGCCGGUCGAGGCGCCGUUUCUUGCCACGCUCGAGUAGGCACGACCACUGGAAGCUCACUGGCGAGCGCUGCGAGCUCCGGAGAAGGUAGAGGACUGCAGAUUGCUUGCUUGCUUGCUAGGGAUGCCUAGUGUGUUACUGGACGCUAGCUCUGGCCGCGGCUCGCGCCUUCAACAUCGCCGCGAUUGCCCAAGUUAGUCUGAAGUUGCAAUAGGCCCACGGCUGCCACCGUGCCGCCCGCCUGCAACCGCUUGUAGCGCUUGGCAUCUCUGACCGUAGUACUCAAAGUAGGCACCGACCACGUGCAAGCCGCGUCGCCGAGCCUGCGAGCCUGCGCGGUCGGAACGAUGGCAUGCAUGCACCUGCUCGCGCUCGCGGCCGCGGCGACGGCGCGCCGCGUCCCGGCAAGAGGCGGCUUCGUCGCCGCCGCGCCGCGCGUCCGGACGACGCCGCUCCGGCGACCGCGGACCACGAAGGCCGUCGCGCUUGCGGCCAUACCGACUAUUGCACUCUACGAGAGCAGUGCUCAACUCAUAAACGACGCGGGCUGCACCGCGGGCGCCGCGGCGGGCGCCGUGGCCUGGAUCAAGGUCUGGACGACUCUGGCGGAGCGAGGUGUCAUUGAUGCUAAAUUAGCGCGAAAAAUCGUGCACUGCGGGAGCGGUCCUUUGUACUUGUUGGUGUGGCGGUUCUACUCCGAUGCAGCUUUAGCUCGCGUAAUCGCAGCUCUGGUGCCCGCACUAAAUAUCGUCAAACUGCAGAAGGCAGCCCAGGACGACAACGAGCUCUCGCGGGCGAUUUCUAGGUCCGGCGACCCGUCGGAAGUGCUCGGCGGGCCCUACGUUUAUACGUGGGUCCUGUUAUUGGCGGCGUUGCUCGCGUUCCGGACACCGGCCGCCAUCGUCGCCGUCGCUCAAAUGGCCGUGGGCGACGGCUUGGCAGAUAUAAUAGGGAGGCGCUUUGGGCGACAGAAGUGGUUCUGCAACCCCGAGAAGAGUUACGCCGGCUCUUUGGCCUUUGUCCUCGGCGCGACGGUCGCGUCAAUGGGUUUACUGCGAUGGCUCGCGUUCCCGGCGCCCCUCGCACCUCUCGUCGCGAUAUCGGUCAUCUGCGCCUUGGUCGAGGUCCUCCUCACGGACGUCGACGACAACGUCUCCGUGCCCCUCGUCGGCGCGUUACUAGCGCUAACUCUUAGGUAACACGACUAGCCUAGA
Messenger RNA from Pelagomonas calceolata, 1626 nucleotides. NCBI's taxonomy places the organism in Eukaryota, Pelagophyceae, Pelagomonadales, Pelagomonadaceae. The record is from the annotation of a GenBank genome assembly.